UAUCGUAGAGAUGUCUGUGGAUUGGUCUGUUUUUAUUGAUUUUUUUUGUUGUUUGUUUGUGUUUUAUUAUUAUUUAUGUCGUUUUUUGUUUGGGGGGUGGUUGUGUUUGUGUUGGUUUAUUUUUUGUUCUUUCUUGCGAGUGGAGAAGUAAUGGUGACAUGUGUGUUUAGGAGGUGGGCCACAGAACUGAAAUGCAGCCGGGUAGUAGUGGUGGAAGAGGGACAACAGGCGGCAGGAAUUAUCAAGUCCAAUAUUCGGGACCGGUGUCUUCGGAGGAGGAGGAGGACUUGGAGGCGUUGUUUGUUAAGGUGAAACGUGUCCGGAAGGAGAAGAAGUCUUCCACUGGUGCAGGUGAGACCGAGAGGAGCGCCAACCAGGCCGGUGGUAGCGGGAGGGUGAUGGCGGAAGGAAAAACGAGGAUAAAGGCCAGGUCGAAAAAGUGGUUUCGGAGGAGGUGUCCAUGUGGCCAUGUCUUCAUCGCGAUGGACCGAUGGAGGUAUCACCUGAAGAACUGCAACGGCGGUUCUUGCAAUCCAGGAAGAUGUCAUCUGAUAGGAUGCCAAGGAAAUCCUAAUCCAGAAGUAGAUUAUCGUCGUCGUAGAUAAGUUUUUGCUGUGUCCAAUAAUUUGUAACUCUGGUUAAU
Folsomia candida is the source of this 643-nucleotide messenger RNA. RefSeq lists its product as uncharacterized. The transcript is spliced from 4 exons. NCBI's taxonomy places the organism in Eukaryota, Metazoa, Arthropoda, Collembola, Entomobryomorpha, Isotomidae. The record is from RefSeq and is a predicted model, not a curated record. The coding region runs from base 192 to 605 and encodes 137 amino acids.